CUGGUGGUUGAAAGAGGCGGCGGAGGGUCACCGGAGAGGGAGAGGGGCGGAGGCGAGCGAUCGAUGUGGGUUUGGGGCUGGGCGGGGUACGGCGGGAGAGUAUGGAUCUGGGCUGCCGACGGUGGCGGGUGGUGGCAUGAGGUCCUAGCGGUCGGCGUGACGGCCAUGGCCGGACUCGCCUUGGCCGCCACUUUCGGCGUCUCUCGGUAGGUAGACAGCCUUAGGCGCCGCCCCCUUUCCGUUCCCUUCCCAGAAGAGAGAGAGAGAGAGAGAGAGAGAGAGAGAGAUCUUGUAGAUGAGCGCCCUCCGACGAUCCCAUACUUCUUCGUCCUCACCGAGUUCGUCGUCGUGGAUCCAUUUGAGAUCGCUGGUCAUCGUGGCCUCCUCACCCGCUCCGGAUCGAGGCAGCCUUAGAUCACCAUGGUCUCGAAGGAAAAGGAAACAUGCACUUACUAGGCAUCAAUGGAACAAUUUUUUUACAUUAGAUGGAAAGCUCCGUGAUGGAGGGGAGAAAUUUCUAAAGAAAGUCCGCAGAGCAGGAAUUGACCCAAGCAUCAGGGCUGAAGUCUGGCCUUUCCUUCUUGGAGUCUAUGACUUGAAGAGCUCAAAGGCUGAAAGAAACGCCAUUCAUUCACAAAAGAGGAAAGAAUAUGAGAAUUUAAGACGACAGUGUUGGCAAUUGCUAAAUCCCCACAAUGAUGGUGACAAUGAGUGGAAUGAAAUUUUUGAAAUGAGUUAUACGGACAGUCCUAGUUUUGUACAGGGAUGUUAUUCCCUUUGCACCGAAGAGAUUCUAAGUUCCAGAGAAUCCCUCUCCAUUGAGCAAGAAAGCCCACUCAAUGGAACUUUGGAGGAAACAGUGCAUGAGGAAGCAUCUUCCUCCAACUUGGUUCUACUGGAAGAAGAUGACAAGAGCCCAAUCACUAAUGUGGACGCAUCUGCAGAUGUAACAGAAUCAUCUGACAGUGAAUCAACUGAUGAAGAACCUCCUGAAUGCAUUAUGAUGUCUUCCACCGCAGAAGGAGUUAUUGAAACUGAUCCUAAACUUACCAAGAUUGCUUCAGUCUUGGGGAAUAUUACUAAUUCUGAUCAAACUGCUGAGGAUUUCACAACAUGGCAACGUAUCAUGCGGUUAGACGCGAUCCGAGCUAAUGGCGAGUGGAUAGUCUACUCUCCAGCUCGAGCUGCGGUCUCCAUGGAUGAGGCUAUCAAGUUUGCUGUCGCUGUUGGUUUGAAGGACUAUGACCACUUGGAGCCGUGCAGAAUCUUCCAUGCUGCACGGCUGGUUGCCGUACUCGAGGCGUAUGCACUGUAUGAUCCUGAAGUCGGAUACUGCCAAGGAAUGAGCGACCUUCUAUCUCCGAUACUCGCUGUCAUGGAGGAGGAUCACGAGGCUUUUUGGUGCUUCGUAGGGUUUAUGAAGAAAGCCAGGCAUAAUUUCAGGCUUGAUGAGGCAGGCAUCCAGAGACAAUUGAACAUCGUCUCCAAGAUCAUCAAGUCCAAGGAUCGCCACCUUUACCGGCACUUGGAGAAGCUUCAGGCUGAAGACUGCUUCUUCGUGUACAGAAUGGUGGUAGUUGUCUUCCGAAGAGAGCUCACCUUCGAGCAGUCUCUCUGCCUGUGGGAGGUGAUGUGGGCAGAUCAGGCGGCAAUUCGAGCAGGCAUUGGGAAGUCUGCAUGGGGGAGGAUUCGGCUACGUGCUCCGCCCACUGAUGACCUGUUGCUCUAUGCCAUCGCCGCCUCGGUGCUGCAGAGGAGGAAGUUAAUCAUUCAGAGGUAUAGCAGCAUGGAUGAAAUCAUGAGAGAGUGCAACAGCAUGGCAGGGCAGCUGGAUGUGUGGAAGCUUUUGGAUGAUGCCCAUGACUUGGUGGUGACCCUUCAUGACAAGAUCCAAUGACACUCCUUUCUCUUCUUUAGUACCAUCUUCAUAGUUUGGUCAUUUGCACUGUUGUAAUUGAACUCGACUGUGUAUUUGCUUAGGAGAGGCAUUAACAGUUGCUUCAACCAAGCAGACACAAUGUGCCAUCUUCGGCAAAAACAGCUAAAUCCCCACAUUGGAGUCACUCAAGUGGGAUCAUCAUAUUGUGCUAUCAAUGAUUCAAUGAAUUGAUUUUGAUGAUUUA
Molecule: messenger RNA, 2123 nt
Organism: Musa acuminata AAA Group (dessert banana)
Lineage: Eukaryota; Viridiplantae; Streptophyta; Magnoliopsida; Zingiberales; Musaceae
Product: rab GTPase-activating protein 22-like
Exons: 5
Coding region: 296-1897 (533 amino acids)
Biological process (GO): activation of GTPase activity
Molecular function (GO): GTPase activator activity
Source: RefSeq, a predicted model, not a curated record